AUGGCAUCUGAAAUCGUCAACAUCUCCAGCGCUUGGCCUGAGUCACCACAAACACGACAUCUUGACACUUCUCGAUUGGAAAUCACUCUUCCAGACUUACUUACGGGAUGGUCUCCCUGGCAGUAUAUCGUAGCCUUUCUGGUCGGCCUCAUCGUCUAUGAUCAAAUCAUCUACCUCAAACGAAAGGGUUCGAUCGCUGGUCCUACAUUCAAAAUCCCCCUCAUAGGGCCAUUCAUCCAAGCACUUCAUCCGGAAUUUGAGUCAUACCUCGCACAGUGGGCGAGUGGACCCCUCAGUUGUGUAUCAGUUUUCCACAAGUUUGUGGUCCUCGCUUCCGAUCGAGACAUAGCCCAUAAAGUUUUCAAGUCUCCCACCUACACCGAGCCAUGUAUCGUCCCGAUCGCAAGAGACAUUCUGGGCGAAAAAGCUUGGGUUUUCCUCCAAGGCAAAGCCCACACUGAGUAUAGGAGAGGACUCACGCCUCUCUUCACCAAUCGAGCUCUUUCCAGCUAUCUACCGGUUCAGGAAAAAGUGUUCACUGACUAUUUUGGAAAGUUUGUUGCGGCUAGUAAGGCGAAUCAGGGCCGGUCAACAGAGUUUAUGACGCUGUUCAGGGAAAUCAACUGCGCCAUCUCCUGUCGCACUUUCUUUGGAGACUACAUCUCUCAGGACGCUGUCACGAAGAUCACUGAAGAUUUUUACGUGGCUACUGCUGCUCUUGAGCUCGUCAACAUCCCCCUUUCGAUAUAUAUUCCGUUCACCAAAUGUUGGCUGGGAAAGAGGGCGGCCGAUGCAGUACACGUCGAAUUCGCAAAAUGUGCCGCGGUGUGCAAGGAGAGAAUGGCACUAGGCUCAACACCUACAUGUAUUGUCGACCAUUGGGUUCUUCAUAUGAUGGAGUCAAAUCGAUAUCGUGAGAGAAUCACCGCGGGCGAAAAAGAUGUCGAGAAACCAUCCAAUCUGAUCAGAGAAUUCUCAAAUGAAGAGAUCGGAGAGACAUUGUUUACCUUUUUGUUUGCAUCUCAAGAUGCCUCCAGCAGUGCUACAACAUGGCUAUUCCAAGUCCUCGCCCAACGACCAGAUGUACUCGAUCGAUUGCGGGAAGAGAACUUGGCUGCCCGAGGUGGUGACAAGUACAAGUCAUUUGAUUUGCCGAUGCUUGAGUCGCUCACCUAUACCAACGCUGUUAUCAAAGAGAUUCUUCGCCACAGACCACCAGUCAUCUUUGUACCUUAUCUUGCGACAAGGGAUUUCCCUGUCACGCCCAACUACACCGUCUCCAAAGGGUCUAUGAUCAUUCCAUCCUGCUACCCAGCCCUACAUGACCCGGAAGCCUACCCCAAUCCAGAUGUGUUCGAUCCUGAUAGGUGGAUCUCUGGAGAUGCCGAGGCCAAGACUAAAAAUUGGCUUGUCUUCGGCGCCGGGGCCCAUGACUGCCUCGCUAGGAGGUAUGUGCCGCUAUCGAUGGCUGCUAUGAUAGGCAAAGCGGCGCUCGAACUUGACUGGGAGCACCAUGCUACACCGCAGUCAGAAGAAAUCAGAGUAUUUGCCACACUCUUCCCAAUGGAUGGAUGCCAGCUGGUCUUCAAGAAGCGAUUGUAA
Messenger RNA from Penicillium atrosanguineum, 1602 nucleotides. RefSeq lists its product as uncharacterized. Gene Ontology annotation, biological process: sterol metabolic process. Lineage: Eukaryota; Fungi; Ascomycota; Eurotiomycetes; Eurotiales; Aspergillaceae. The transcript is spliced from 4 exons. The record is from RefSeq and is a predicted model, not a curated record. Bases 1 to 1602 code for a protein of 533 amino acids. Gene Ontology annotation, molecular function: monooxygenase activity; iron ion binding; heme binding.